CAGGAAAUUCAUUCUUUGACUCACUUGUCUGGAGGUUUUGGUGCAACUUUUUAAGCUCUUCAAAAGACUUUACAUUCAUUCCUCUUACAUCGCAGAAAUAUUACGGUGACCGUCGGUCUGCUCCAUCCGUCUAAAAAUGGCCAACGAAGCAAAACCGUGUCCCUGUGAUAUCGGUGACCGGCUGGACUACGGGGGGCUCGGCCAGGAGGUCCAGAUCGAUCACACCAAAGCUUAUGUGGUGAAACCGUCCGCUCCGUCUGACCGGGCCGUCAUCAUCAUCCAUGACAUCUUCGGCUGGAAGCUUCCCAACACCAGAUACAUGGCUGACAUGCUGGCAGCCAAAGGAAACACUGCGGUGUGUCCCGACUUCUACGUUGGAAAGGAGCCGUGGGGUCCAUCCAAGGACUGGUCCAAGUUUCAAGAGUGGUUGAAAGACAAAAUGCCCACGGAAACAAACAAAGAGCUGGAUGCAGUGCUGAGGUUUCUGAAGGAGCAGUGUGGGGCCAAACACAUCGGAGCGGUGGGCUUCUGCUGGGGAGGGGUCGCCGCACAUUACCUCGCCCUGCAAUAUCUAGAGGUGGAAGCAGCUGUGUCCUUCUAUGGGAUCGUACGCGAGAGAGAAGACAAGUACGACCUGAAGGUCCCGACACUCUUUGUCUUUGCGGAGACAGACAACAUCAUCCCACUGGACCAGGUGAGUCUCCUUGAAACUCAACUGAAGGAGAAAUGCAGAGCUGAUUACCAGGUGAAGGUCUUUCCUGGUCAGACUCAUGGGUUCGCCCACCGAAGAGAGGACAUCAACCCCACGGACAAACCUGGCAUCCUGGAGGCCAGGGCAGACAUGCUCAACUGGCUCAAGAAGUACAUGAAAUAGGAAGGACAGGAAACUCCAUACAGGGAGUCAUAAGUGGUUCUUCAAUCACGUUUCUUUCUACAAACGAGAGCCAUUGACAUACUGAAAAACACACACUGAAAAAUGAGUUUCCAUUUACAAAACGCUAAGGUCCAUUAUAAUUCCAGUCUAAUUGAACUUUCUGGAUGCAAAGAAUUAAUCUUAAUAAAAAUAUCAAUUGGAGCACUGUUGGAAAAACUGCAAAUAAUGUCAUGUCAAGAAGGGAGGUUUAGACAAAACAAGACUAUGUCUGCAUCGUUUGUACAAUACGUUGGGUGUAUGACAUGUCAGCUGAGAUAAGAUGACCGCUCAGCAUAUGAAAUCUGUGUGAUGUGUGUGUCCGGUGUCGAGAAUGCCACUCCGGGUCUCAUGAUGAUCAGAUGUAUGUCUCAGAAUAAAGAACAUAUUGUCCUUGUACAAUGAGGUCAGUGCGCAAGAGCUUCCUGUUCAUACCGUAUCCCAGGAUAUAUGUGGGGGCUGGAAAAGACCGUGGCGCGUGACUUGUAUGUGUGUUAACUCUGUCUCCUGUUUGCAAACAUUAAAUGUCCGGUUUUUGAUAAUUUUUA
This is a messenger RNA of Gasterosteus aculeatus aculeatus (three-spined stickleback), 1458 nucleotides long. RefSeq names its product carboxymethylenebutenolidase homolog (Pseudomonas) (gene cmbl). The record is from RefSeq and is a predicted model, not a curated record. Lineage: Eukaryota; Metazoa; Chordata; Actinopteri; Perciformes; Gasterosteidae. Gene Ontology annotation, molecular function: hydrolase activity.